This is a messenger RNA of Nerophis lumbriciformis (worm pipefish), 273 nucleotides long. The record is from RefSeq and is a predicted model, not a curated record. Lineage: Eukaryota; Metazoa; Chordata; Actinopteri; Syngnathiformes; Syngnathidae.
AUGGACGGAAAGAAUGCGAGCGCGGACCCCCAGCUCCAGCAGUUCAUCGAGAUCGAGUCUCAAAAGCAAAAGUUUCAACAGCUGGUGCACCAAAUGACGGAAGUGUGCUGGGAGAAGUGCAUGGACAAACCAGGACCCAAAUUGGAUUCCAGGACAGAUACAUGUUUCGUCAAUUGCGUGGAGAGAUUCAUCGACACCAGCCAGUUCAUACUUAACAGACUGGAACAGACGCAGAGGAGUCGAGGGUCUUUCUCGGACAGCAUGACAGACUAG